AUGCAAAACGAUUGGAUUAAGUGCAUCAGACAGGAAAUAAAUGAUUUCAAAUGGCUUCCAUCAAAAAAUGCAAGAAUAUGCAGUGACCAUUUCUGUAAUAAAGAUUAUAAGGGUUAUGAUGGAGAAAGGAAGGUAAUACUGAAGAAAGCAUUCCCAUGUUUUCAAGACAUUAAGAAAGUAAUCUUGUCAUACCUGUUCAAUAAUUUUAAUAAGAUUGUUUUAAAUAACUAUUCUCAAUGUCAUUUUAUUAACACUACAUUAAAAGGUGGCUACAAAACAUUGAUGCAAUAUUCCGAAAUUAGUAAAUAUACGAUCGUAACUUUUGACUUGGGCGGUAAAAAAUCACCCUCCAAUUUUCCUCCGGAACAAUAUUCCGAAAUUAGUAAAUAUACGGUCGUAACUUUUGACUUGGGCGAUAAAAAAUCACCCUUCAAUUUUCCUCCGGAAAUUAAGAAGACGUGUUUGUGUUCAAUCUCCUGCUAUUGCGUCAGGGCUGUUUCAAAAAAACAGAAUGGACAUUCUUUAAAUGAAACAGGAGAGCAACUUGCUGUGAGAGCACUGAAGAGAGGAAGUCUUUAUGCAGUUCUUGGCUUCACAGUAGUCUGCUCUUUGACAUCUUAUUGUAUAGGAAUUAAAUCUUUUCAAGAUAUCAAGGAAAAAGCUGCUAAACUGAACCUUAAAAAAAAGGUAGAUGACAAAAAAACUGAAAAAUUGCAAACAUUACAGGAUCUUGUUGAUUACAUUGUUAAAUCCAAAUAA
Messenger RNA from Helobdella robusta, 759 nucleotides. RefSeq lists its product as hypothetical. Bases 1 to 759 code for a protein of 252 amino acids. The record is from RefSeq and is a predicted model, not a curated record. NCBI's taxonomy places the organism in Eukaryota, Metazoa, Annelida, Clitellata, Rhynchobdellida, Glossiphoniidae. The transcript is spliced from 7 exons.